UGAACUAUCAUCGUCUUGGCAGUGCGAGUGGUUGCUUGCGGAGAUUCUACGAGUAUGACGGCCUUCAGGUCUCAGACGAGGCCACUCUUCUUGUAUACAAAACGGUCCUUCAGUGUCACGAAAAUGAUGUCCAGGCUUCCAACACACUCAUUCGUUGCUGCGGUUUUUGCCAUUUCUUCAGUCAUUAGUGGACUUCCAUCUCCGAUUCAGUCCAUUGCGCAGGCUUUUCGUCCUACAGUCGUUCAUAGCUUAUAUACACGGUCCAGCCAGCAAGCCUGACACCAUGUUCUUUAAUUCACGCAGUCUUCUGAGGCUGGCCCUCCUGACUGCCUUCGUUCUCGAAACAGGUGCUCUCAAGUUGGACCCCUGGGGCACCGGUCUUAACCCAGACAGUGUCCCAGGCAAGCCAGCCAAACGAGCACCAGCUCCUCUCAUAUUGAAUCCAAUUACUAACCCGGAAGAUGUCAAAGUCAAAGUGGUUGAAAAACGAAGCCUACCUGCGGUGCAACUGGAACCCAUCAGCGACCCUGGUGUACUGUUGAGAGGCCGGUCUGAGAAACGCGAAAUACCCGGAAACGGCGGUUUCGAUCCUGCCAAACAUUCUACCUUCUUCUGGGGAGGAUAUGCUGGCGAUAAUAUUUUCGUUGCAAACUUUACAAUGGCUGCCCAAAGAGAUGACGAGUAUAUUCUCGCUGUCGAGAACUUCGCAAAGCGCAUGAAGUCCAUAAACUGUGGAGCUCCCGGACAACCCGUGACCCUGGAGUUCGGCGACGUUGAGUCCCUCCAGUACGCAAAAUCGGCAUGGAAGUGGACCGACGACGCGGACAUCAAUCACUUUAUUCUGGUCACAGAACCGAAUAUGUGCUUCCAAGGGGACGACCGAUCCCCAUAUCUCGUUAGCGGGAUCAAAUUCAAUGAUGCUAAGCUGACAGCUGAGAUCACUGCACAAGAGAAGGAAUGGGAGGAAGUAGCACAAUCAUUCAAGCUUAGCGUAAAACACGAGUACGUUGAUCCGGCUACCGCCAAUGUCACUCACCCGCAUCUAGCACGUCGCGGCGAUGAUGAUGAGGGUACCAAGAUGGACAUCUCGAAUACCUUUACGGGGAACAUUUUCAACUACGCCAAGGAUUCGAAGGAGACAGCCGGAAUGGCUCUCAGUGCCGAUCUCGAACUGACAACCGAGGGCAGCAUAAUCGCGGAUUUUGAUGUCGAGAAGAACUUUUUUGGAAUCCCGGAAGAUGUUACAUUUACAAUCCACCCGCAAGGUGUGACUGGAGUCAUGGAGCUGUCCCUUGACGCUGAUGGAAAGCUCGGAAAGGAGUUGCAAUGGGACAUGAAGCCCGAGAUCGAGAUUCCAGUUCAGGCUCUCAAAAUCGCGAAGAUAGUCUCGAUUGGUCCGUUCAUCACUAUGGGCGUUCACUUCGGUUCAUCGGCUCUUGAGGGCACAAGCCAGAUGACCAUUGGAGCUAAGGCUACGUUGAAGGACGAAGCCAAGGUUAAUGUAAGGCUUUCAAAGCCAGAGGAGAACAGUAUCAGUGGUUGGGAGCCAGUUUUUGAGAAGCUUCCCCCAACUUUCAGCGCUGAGGUGGGUGGGAGUAUCCGCGCAUGGAGUGAACUAGGAGUUCAGAUAAAGGCUGAACUCUUCGGAAAAUGGGGCUAUCAAGCCUCUGUGGAUGCUCAACUGCCAUUCUUCGAGGCGAAAAUGUCUGGCGUGGUCGACACCGUUGGUGUCUGUGAGAGCAAAAAGACUGUUGGCGUAAAAGUUGGUACCGACGUCGGUAUCAACGUGAACCUCAACGCAGGUGAUGUCAAUGAAGCUCCUGACUUCCGGAAAGACCUGUACGAGACUGCCUGGCCACUCUACUCAACAUGUAUUCCAGUUGGUCCCGAUAACGCCAAGCCAACCGAAACCCCCGAACCUGAGACCACGGAAGAAGCUGAGCCUGAGCCAACGGAAGAUACAGCCGAGCCUGAAAUGACUGAGGAGCCAUCGAUCGAGACACCGGUGUCCGAAGUAGGCCCGCUUGAGACUGGGACAGGCAACAUGCCAAUGAUGACGGGUGCGCCGAGUCUCAUCACCGGCACUGGUACUGCUUCGAGUGGGUGGCCCAUGGCUACUGGUAACACAACCUUUCUCAGAAUGGCGCAACGCAGGCCUACUGCACUCUUUAUGUAGGUGUCUUUGCGAGACAUCUUCCUGUUAGCUUUUCAAUUUUUAGUGGAUCUUGCAUCUCCCAUAGAUGUUGAAUAGACAUUGGACAAGUCGUGCAGCCCACACACGGUGUUUCGCGGCGUUCCACGGCAUCAUCGGUGUCUUAUUAAAAUCAAUAUGGUAGAUCUACAUGCUACGAAUGAAUGGUGACCAAGCGAGAG
This is a messenger RNA of Boeremia exigua, 2373 nucleotides long. RefSeq lists its product as uncharacterized. Bases 284 to 2176 code for a protein of 630 amino acids. Lineage: Eukaryota; Fungi; Ascomycota; Dothideomycetes; Pleosporales; Didymellaceae. The record is from RefSeq and is a predicted model, not a curated record. The transcript is spliced from 3 exons.